AUGGCAGUGCCUGCGUUUAAUCGUUGGUUAGUGAACAAGUUUCCAAAUGUGCUGGCAAACGUCGUUGAAGCUAAAGGGGAGAACUUAGAUACAAGCUUACCGAACCCAAAUGGGAUUGAGUUCGAUAACCUUUAUCUUGACUUGAAUAACAUUAUUCACCCCUGUUUUCAUCCUGAAGAUGAUGAAGAAGAACUUCCUCCUCCAAUAACUUUUGAAGAAGUCUUCGAGAACAUAUUCAAAUACAUUGAUCGAGUCUUCAACAUCGUUAGACCUCGGAAACUUUUAUACAUGGCCAUCGAUGGAGUUGCUCCAAGAGCUAAGAGGAAACAGCAACGAGCUAGGCGUUUUCGUAAUGCGAAAGACAAAGCAAUUGCUGAAGAGGAAGAACUUAGAGUGAAGAGACAGUUUGAAAUGGAAGGUAAACAAGUACUUCCAAAGCAGGAAUCUGAGCUAUCUGAUUCUAACAUAAUCAUUCCUGGAACAAAGUUCAUGCAAGACUUGUCAAAAGCACUUAAUAACUAUAUUAAGUCUCGGUUAAGUAGCGAUUUGGGGUGGAGGGAUAUCAAGGUGAUUCUUUCUGAUGCCAAUGUUCCUGGGGAAGGAGAACACAAAAUCAUGUCGUUCAUACGGCAGCAGCGUAAACUUCCUUCUUACAAUCCCAACACUCGUCACUGCUUAUACGGACUGGACGCGGAUCUCAUUAUGCUGGCAUUGGCUGUCCAUGAAGUUCAUUUUUCAUUAUUGAGAGAGGAUGUGCUUGUUGAAGAGCAGCAUGGCCAUUUGAGUUAUAAACCAUUUCCUGAUACACAAACAAAGUCAUCUUCACUUCGAUGUAGAGGACGAUGGUUUCCAAAUGUAUCAAAGUUAGAAGAAAAAGACAGUUACUCCAUUGUUAGAGUGAAGCAUUAUCAGUUUCUGCAUGUUUGGAUAUUGAGGGAAUAUUUGGAGCUUGACCUGCAAAUUUCUGAUCCUCCUGAGAGCUUUAAGUUCGAUAUUGAGCGGAUAGUAGAUGACUUUAUAUUCAUGUGUUUCUUUGUUGGAAAUGAUUUUCUUCCUCGCACACCCUCUUUGUCAAUUCAUGAGGGUGCAAUUGAUUUGUUGAUGACUGUUUACAAGAAAGAGAUGAAAAAUAUUGGUGACUAUCUUGUUGAUAUGCUCCUGGCGGAGGACAAGAAAGCGGAGUUUAUCAAAUUAUCUAGAGUUGAGAAGUUCAUUCUCUUGGUUGGUACAUUUGAAGAGAAAAUUUUCAAGAAAAGAUCAGAACUAUGGGAACGAAAGCUUAAACAUCUUUGCGCACAUGCUGUACAUGAUGAGGAUUAUAAUAAUUCCUGUAAGGCUGAAAGUAACAAUUCCAAUAAUUCUGCAAUUGUGUCAUUGGAAAGUAAAUCUUGUGACUAUUCGGAGAUGGUCAAUAAUACAAAGGAAUUGAAGCAAACAGUGAAAGAUAACCUUAGCAGGAAAUCCAAUUUGUUUCAAAAUGGAGAUAUUGUUGACAAGGUGAAACUUGGUUCUCCUGGUUAUAAAGAGAGAUAUUAUAGAGAGAAGUUUUUUGCAUAUAAUGCAGAUGAGAUUGAAAGUACAAGGAAAAAAUUAGUAAGAGACUAUACUGAAGGAUUAAUUUGGGUACUUUUGUACUAUUUUUCUGAAACUCCAUCGUGGACUUGGUUCUAUCCCUAUCACUAUGGACCGUUUGUUUCCGACUUCAAGGGCAUAUCCCAGGUCAAAGAAAAUUUUGUAAAAGGUGUUCCAUUUAAACCGUUUGAUCAUCAAUUGAGUAUCCUGCCCCCAAGGAGUGCUCAUGUACUUCCCGUUGCGUAUCAGACACUAAUGAAUGAUGAUAGCCCUAUUAUUGAUCUUUUCCCAAAUGAUGUCGAGAUUGAUGUGGAUGGAAAUUGUUUUACAUGGCAGGGAGUUUGUAAGCUUCCGUUGAUAGAUGAAAGUCGCCUUCUUUCUGAAACUGUGAAAUUAGUGAAGGAUCUUGGGGUUGAAGAAAGUGAGAGGAACAUGGUGAAAUGUGAUCAGCUACUAGUGCGAUCCACACACAAGGUAGGAUCACACAUCCUUUCGGUUUAUAGACAGCGCAAUGAGAUCACAGAAGGCACUAGUUUGAGCUCUUAUCUCAUAAUUUUCUCUGUUCUUCUUAGUGAAGUAAUUGGCGGUUCUUUACGGCUUAGCCACAAGUACAUUGUUAUGGAUAAUGAAGAAGUUCAUGACAGCAAUAAAGACUUUGUCCUAUGUGCUGAUUAUGAGCCACCCAAUUGUGGUGCACACAUUCCUCGCCUACUUGAUGGUGUAAAACUACCAGAAAAGAUAAUUAGAGAAGAAGACCUUGAAGACACAGAACUAUGGCAUGAAUAUUGUGGAAUGAAACAAGACAAGAGAUACAACAUGAACAUUCAGGACAGGUUUAGAAAAGUGAGCAUCAAUAGUGAAUACAUGCACAAUGGUUCUGGAUCUUCUGGAUGGAGAUCAGCUGGAAGAGGAAUGGCGAGAACCGAGUACAAUGGAUCUUUAGUCAUGCAUAACCGUCAAAGAUCUGCAUCUCAUGAUCACGUCGUGUACAAAAGUUGUGAUACUGGAUGGGGUAAUUCGAAAGCUCAUAACAUCAAUGCUAUAAGAUCGAGCAGCGAAAAGGGAAAUUUCCAUAAUGAUCAAGCCAGUUCUCUUCAAACAUCUGGUUCAUGUGAGAAGUGGAAGAAAGUAACAACACCAUGGGCGACUCCGUUGACCCAACCUAACAGAAUUGGUCAGCCAAGGAAUGGAAAUGUCUGGCAGUCAAGCCAGAAUAUUUCCCGGUCUGAUGUUAGUAACAAUUGGCGCCAUGGUUCAUGGAAAACCAGUGAUAACCGCUCCAUGAAAGCCAAGGAGUUUGUCAACAGUGAACAUAUCCAAGUGUGCUUUGUUGCUGUAUCAGCAACGGAAUGGUACUCAGCCUUGGUGGAAGAUCGGGCUAUGGUGCAUUGUUUCUUCGAAUUUCCGGACAUUAAGUUUCGAACAAGAUAUACCAAGUAUGCACUGGUUGAUGAAAAUGCAUGUAUACUGGUGAAAGAAUUAUGA
Humulus lupulus (European hop) is the source of this 3057-nucleotide messenger RNA. RefSeq names its product 5'-3' exoribonuclease 3-like. Gene Ontology annotation, biological process: nuclear-transcribed mRNA catabolic process. The record is from RefSeq and is a predicted model, not a curated record. The transcript has 24 exons. Gene Ontology annotation, molecular function: 5'-3' RNA exonuclease activity; RNA binding. Gene Ontology annotation, cellular component: nucleus. Bases 1 to 3057 code for a protein of 1018 amino acids. NCBI's taxonomy places the organism in Eukaryota, Viridiplantae, Streptophyta, Magnoliopsida, Rosales, Cannabaceae.